AUUAGGAACAAUGAGUGAAAAUAAGCCAAAUAACUUGUGUGAAACCGUAGCGAAACAAAACCCUAGAUAAAACCCUAUUAAUCUGUCUCCUUUUUCUCUCCCAUUUUCGGCUGAGUUUCUCCUGCCUUGAAACGAAGACUCAAGGGACAAAUGGAAAGCUCUGUUGACGAAGCAACCAAAGCAGUCUCCAAUUUAGCGAUGGACUCUCAGCUUUCUGCUUCUGAAGCCGAAUCUCCAGCAGAAACGAUGAGCAAGAAUGCUCGCAAGAAGGAAUUGAAGAACAAGCAGAGAGAGGAAGAGAGACGCCGGAAAGAGGAAGAGAAGGCCAAACAGGCUGCAGAGAGAGCCAGCGCCCAGAGUCAGAAAUCUGCAACAUCCGAGGCUGCAUUGGAUGAUAUGGAUCCUACG
Jatropha curcas is the source of this 408-nucleotide messenger RNA. The record is from RefSeq and is a predicted model, not a curated record. Lineage: Eukaryota; Viridiplantae; Streptophyta; Magnoliopsida; Malpighiales; Euphorbiaceae.